Molecule: messenger RNA, 2110 nt
Organism: Camelina sativa (false flax)
Lineage: Eukaryota; Viridiplantae; Streptophyta; Magnoliopsida; Brassicales; Brassicaceae
Product: BEL1-like homeodomain protein 1
Biological process (GO): regulation of DNA-templated transcription
Molecular function (GO): DNA binding
Source: RefSeq, a predicted model, not a curated record
UUUAUCCUCUCUCUCUCUCUCUCAAUAUCAUCUUUUUAUAUAUAUAAAACUUAUUUCUCAGCUUUUUUAAUGUAUUUUAUAUUUCCCCUUUGAGCAAGAAAAGAGUUGCAGAGAUCUUUGAGUCUGACACAGAGAGACCAAACUCACAUAGCAAUCACACACAUCUCCACAAACACAGCUUGAGAUGAUCAUGAAACACGUGCAUCCUCAGAUCUCUAUCAAUCCAGCUUGGUGAAAGAAGAAGAUCAAGAAUUGUCAGAGAAUCAAGAAAACGUCACCGUUUCAUUCGUGAGUAAAAACAGUAUUCUCUACUAAUUCUUUAUAUAGAUGGCUGCUUACUUCCACGGGAACCCACCGGAGAUCUCAGCCGGAUCCGACGGUGGUCUACAAACGUUGAUCCUCAUGAAUCCAACUACUUACGUUCAAUACACCCAACAAGACGACGACUCGAACAACAACAACAAUAAUAACAACAACAGCAACAACAACAACAACAACACAAACACAAACAACAACAGUUUCGUUUUCCUCGAUUCCCACGCGCCGCAGCCUAACGCGAGCCAGCAGUUCGUCGGAAUCCCACUCUCUGGCCACGAAGCUGCUUCCAUUACAGCCGCCGACAACAUCUCCGUACUUCACGGUUACCCUCCGCGCGUGCAGUACAGUCUUUACGGUAGCCACCAAGUGGAUCCCACUCACCAGCAACCCGCGUGUGAGACGCCACGCGCGCAGCAAGGCCUCUCUUUGACCCUCUCGUCUCAACAGCAGCAGCAACAGCAACAUCAUCAACAACACCAGCCUAUCCACGUCGGGUUCGGGUCAGGACCCGGAGAUGAUAUCAGGGUCGGGUCUGGCUCUGCAGGAUCGGGGGUAACAAACGGAAUAGCGAAUCUUGUAAGCUCCAAGUACUUGAAGGCAGCGCAAGAGCUUCUUGACGAAGUAGUCAACGCUGAUUCUGAUGACAUCAACGCUAAGUCCCAACUAUUCUCUUCCAAAAAGGGGAGUAGUGGAAACGAUAAGGCUGUCGGAGAAUCCUCUACUGGCGCUGGAGGAGAAGGUUCCGGUGGCGGAGGAGAAGCUGCCGGGAAACGUACGGUGGAGCUAGGCACGGCGGAGAGACAAGAAAUACAGAUGAAGAAAGCAAAGCUUAGUAACAUGCUUCAUGAGGUGGAGCAGAGAUAUAGACAGUACCACCAACAGAUGCAGAUGGUGAUCUCGUCGUUUGAGCAAGCGGCAGGGAUAGGGUCAGCGAAGUCAUACACGUCGCUUGCACUGAAGACCAUAUCAAGACAGUUCCGGUGCUUGAAAGAGGCGAUCGCUGGUCAGAUAAAAGCCGCCAACAAGAGUCUUGGAGAGGAAGAUUCGGUGUCUGGUGUUGGAAGGUUUGAAGGGUCGAGGCUCAAGUUCGUGGACCAUCACUUGAGACAGCAAAGAGCUCUUCAGCAGCUAGGAAUGAUUCAACAUCCUACCAACAAUGCUUGGAGACCUCAGCGUGGUCUCCCGGAACGAGCUGUCUCAGUCCUUCGUGCUUGGCUCUUCGAACACUUUCUUCACCCAUACCCUAAGGAUUCGGACAAGCACAUGCUUGCCAAGCAAACAGGACUCACUCGGAGCCAGGUAUCUAACUGGUUUAUAAACGCGAGAGUUCGGUUAUGGAAACCGAUGGUGGAAGAAAUGUAUAAACGGUGGCGGAUCAGCUACAACUGCACAUUCAUCAGCCGCAGCAGCCGCUGCUUACAAUGGGAUGAACAUACAGAACCAGAAGAGAUAUGUUGCUCAGUUAUUGCCCGACUUCGUUGCGUAAACCCUCCUAUCUCUAAACGGAGAAACCGAAACAGGUUACUAUACGUUUCUAGUUUUUAAUUAGUAUAUAGUUUUUCUUAUACCAUUGAACCAAAACAAAGAACAAAAUUUAAUUUUAGUCUUUGGUUAUAUAUGGCCGACGGUUGUAUAUCGAUUUUGUAAUUUUUUUUUUCGUUUUAUUGGGGGAUGGAUAGGGUCAUAUAUGUAUAUGAAUUAGUUACGUGUAAUAGCUUGCUUUAAUUUGGGUGUAUACCAAAAUAUAUUUUACUUUUAUUUCUAUGUAAUAAUAAGAUAGUGAACUGAUCUA